AUAGUGUCGUCGGCCUUUUGGUUCACAGUACAGGUUGAAAAAAAGAAAUGAGAACACAUAGCUUUAAUGCAUGUUUACUCUUUGUGAUAUUUUUUUUGCGCGUCUUUAAAGGCUUGUCUGAAGUUUGAAAUGACGUCACUGUCCAAAAACUGCUACAAAGUAAAGAAAGAUCGCAUGAAAGCUGUUUCUGCCUUGACUGCGCAGAAAGCACACAGAGAGAAGUGUUGAGGACAUUGUUAGACGACAAGCCAUGCACCCCACCUUUUCUUUUCGUCUUGCAAGCCAAGUGGUUGAUCAUGCGUGGCUUUCAUCAUGUUCUUGUUGUCGUUCCAGAGCUGUUCGGGUAUCUGACCGGAUGGCUGGGAUGCAAGAAAGGCGGUUACUUCUUCGGGAAUGACAUGAAGACAUGGUUAUGGCGGGACAGAGUGCCAAACAACAUUGGUAGAAAUGAACACCGCGUUCAAACGUUUCCCUGGGAUCUUUGGAUUGACUUCCCAUGUGUCAAUCCUAAGCCCUUAAACCUCUUAAAGCGUCCUGUCAGUCCCACCACCACUACAGGCAACCCUGUCACCUAUCCUACUCUUCCUCCCUGCCCCACCACGACAGCCAAGCCUACCACCUGUCCUACUCCUGCUCCCUGCCCCACUACGACCAAGCUUGUCACCUGUCCUACUACUGCUCCCAUUCCCAUCAAGCCUGCCACCUGUCCUACUCCUGCUCCCUGCCCCACGACGAUGGCCAAGCCUGCCACCAGUCCUGCCGGCCCUCCUCCGACCGAUGGGGAGUUCGAGAUGUGCGCAAUCUCCACCAAUGACAAGGCGUGUUCCUCCCACAACGUGACAUGCUCGUGCCUGCUCGCCAUGAUUGCCAACCCGAUGGGCGGAUUCCAAGCUGUGCUCGACGGUCUCAGUGUGGCCCGGAGCAUUGUCAUCAGAGGACAAUCCGUGGCCGAAGCAAAGAGGCUGGUGGUCAACCUGGACGCGCGCGACACCAACGGCAAGAACGCUACCGCGGCGCUGCACCUGAAUAUUGACUUGGAGAGCCAAACCUUCACCCUCAACUCCGGAGUGGACCGCAAGUCGGGUGACAACCAGACCGGGGACCUUCCCCGCGGACGCCCCUUCGGAGCCGGUCUCCCCUUCAAGAUUGUCAUCAAGUGCGGCGGGAUGGGCACUUUCCACUUGGACUUCAACGACGAGCUCCAGCUGGACUUUGCAGGUCUUCAACUUGAUAUCGGGAGCAUCAACUGGUUGGAGGUGUGGCAAGUGAUGCUGAGCAGCAUCCAACUGAUGUGAUGACGCGCCCGUGUGACGCCGUUUCCUGUCAGGGUGUCAGCAUGCCGACGGCAAUCAGCUCCAUUCUAAUGUAUUAGUUUCUUUUCGAGCUCGGUUGCCACCACUUAUUUCCUUUUCAAACUAGAUGUGUAAAAUCUCACGGUACGAAAUUUACACAGCAAGCGCCUGCUUGCCUGUUCGUGUGGAAAAUCGAGUGUCAGUCGUAAGAAGACACUUAAAUUGAAAACAAAGGUUCUGAUACGUUUUUUUCGGAAUCGUAUAUAAAUGUCACUUUAUUCAACUGAUGUACACGUGUUUGAAGCAAAAU
Syngnathus typhle (broad-nosed pipefish) is the source of this 1602-nucleotide messenger RNA. RefSeq lists its product as uncharacterized. The transcript has 6 exons. Bases 297 to 1295 code for a protein of 332 amino acids. Lineage: Eukaryota; Metazoa; Chordata; Actinopteri; Syngnathiformes; Syngnathidae. Gene Ontology annotation, molecular function: carbohydrate binding. The record is from RefSeq and is a predicted model, not a curated record.